Messenger RNA from Pararge aegeria (speckled wood butterfly), 1227 nucleotides. RefSeq lists its product as uncharacterized. Lineage: Eukaryota; Metazoa; Arthropoda; Insecta; Lepidoptera; Nymphalidae. The record is from RefSeq and is a predicted model, not a curated record. Bases 28 to 1185 code for a protein of 385 amino acids. The transcript is spliced from 4 exons.
UAUUAAGCAUGGCUUGUUGAUAGCAAAAUGAACCGUUUCCAGCGCAAAUACGGCCGUGGCAAUCCAAAAAAAGAAGAUGACGAAUUAAAAGUCAUUAAAACUAAAAAUGAGAUUGAAGAAGUAUUCUCUCCGAAAAGCAGGAGAAAUCAGCCCAAGUUUGAUAGAACUGUGGCCAACCGAUCUUGUUAUAUUAAACCGAAACAGAAGGAUGAGGGACAGUCAAUGGAUAGUCAUAGUUUAGAUCUCCAUUUUAAAGAUCUCAUCAAGCAACAAUAUGAAUUCGACCCAGUUUUUCCCGACACGAUAAAGAACUUGAAAGCGUUGGGGAAGGUUAUGUGCAGUUCGCAGAGUACCAACACAAAGCCGCGCUCUCUGUCGUACAUGGAGACAUCAGAUGGUUCGCAUUGGCAGAAUGCGCACAACACUGCUGAACUAGAACUGCUGUUGAGCAGCGGAAAGGAAGCGUCAGGGUCACUUCCUAAAACCAUAGAUAGCAAAAAUAUUUACAUUUCCGAGGAGCCACGGGUAAAGGUUAUAGCUGAGAAGUUUUCAAAGUUGUCGCGGAAUAACGUUGAGCUUAGAAAGUUGGACGAGAAAAUUGUCUGUAUAGAAUACGACGUUUUUGAAAGCCUUCUAUUAAGCGACGACAAGGACUUAGGAAAGCCAGUUCAGAAGAUGCGAGCUUACUUUUCCGUGAGGCCGACGAGUGCAAAUGGAGGCAAAACGGUUUCCAUUUUGCCGUCAACAAUAAAAAACAAGCUACACAUAAACGAAGAGGAUUUAGAGAAACUAAACGAAAAGGAAAUCGAAAUAAUUGACGAGAAAAUCGCAGAAAACAAACCCUAUUUAGACGAGCUGAAGAGACUUUUGAAAAGAAAGCAGGCGAUUGACGCGAAGAAGAAGAAAAGUUCUUUAGACUUGAAAUCUUUGUAUCAUAUGGCGAAAAGUCAAAGGCCGUGUUUAGACGAAGAUUUCUCCAACACUAACCUCCUUUCAAAGGCAGAGUUGGAUGAAAUCAAAGAGCUGGUAACUAAAAAGUGCGCUUCUAGCAUGUACGGGAUAAAUAGACACACACUGAAAUGUGAUAGAGAUCCGGAGCCAAAACCAAACGAAACUCUAUGCAUGAAUGUUAUUUCAAAGAGUAUUUACGCUGAGCUAACGCGCAAUGAUGAAUCUGCUUCUUAAAUAGGUACGAUUACUUAUAUAAAAAAAAAGAGAUUAAAGCUU